Molecule: messenger RNA, 759 nt
Organism: Lasiosphaeria miniovina
Lineage: Eukaryota; Fungi; Ascomycota; Sordariomycetes; Sordariales; Lasiosphaeriaceae
Exons: 2
Coding region: 1-759 (252 amino acids)
Biological process (GO): cytokinin biosynthetic process
Cellular component (GO): cytosol
Molecular function (GO): hydrolase activity, hydrolyzing N-glycosyl compounds
Source: RefSeq, a predicted model, not a curated record
AUGGCAUCUGGCGGCGUAUCCCCCUUCCCUUCGUCUCGGACGGCCACUCCGUCGAGUCUCAACGCCGAUGGAUCGGCCAAGCGGACCAAGAUCUGCGUCUACUGCGGCGCCUCGCCCGGCAACGGCCCCGCACAUCUAGAGGCUGCCCGCGAGCUUGCCCGGCUCAUGGCUGCCAACGACAUUGAACUCGUCUACGGAGGAGGCACAGUCGGCCUCAUGGGCGAGGUAGCCAAGACGCUAGUGGCGCUCAAGGGCCCGGAUUCGGUGCACGGCAUCAUCCCGGAGGCGCUGGUGCGGUACGAGCGGAACCCGACGUACACGUCGACGUCGACGUCGACUCAGGCCAAGGCGGGCGGCGGCGGGGAGCUGGCGGUGCCGGCGGAGAGCGUGUUUGGGCGGACGACGGUCGUCAAGGACAUGCACACGCGCAAGCAGAUGAUGGCGCAGGAGGUCAUAGCCGGCGGGCCCGGCAGUGGCUUCAUCGCGCUCAGCGGCGGCUACGGCACCAUCGAGGAGCUGUUCGAGACGGCCACGUGGAACCAGCUCGGCAUCCACAGCAAGGGCAUCUGCGUGCUCAACAUCAACGGCUUCUGGGACGGCAUCCUGGCCUGGAUCCGCAAGAGCGUCGACGAGGGCUUCAUCCACGGCGGCAACGCCAACAUCCUGGUCGAGGCCACCACCGCCCAGGACGCCAUCACCGCCCUGAGGGAAUACAAAGUCUCAGACGCCGUUUUCAAGCUGUCUUGGGGUAACGAGUAA